This is a messenger RNA of Hydatigera taeniaeformis, 375 nucleotides long. The record is from the annotation of a GenBank genome assembly. Lineage: Eukaryota; Metazoa; Platyhelminthes; Cestoda; Cyclophyllidea; Taeniidae.
AUGAUUCUCUGCGGAUUGCAAAAGAUCGAUGUGGAUGAUUGGCAGCAGAAUACGAAUUAUAAGGACUACACCUUCUCGAGCAAACAGAUUGUUUGGUUCUGGAAGUUCGUUCGAACUCUGUCCACGGAGAAACGAGUGCGUCUGCUGCAAUUCGUCACGGGAACCUGUCGUUUACCUGUUGGUGGCUUCAAAGAACUCAUGGGGAGCAACGGACUGCAACUCUUCACGAUCAAACGUGCGGGUAAGGAGAACGCCCUACCACUUAGUCACACUUGCUUCAACCGGCUUGACUUGCCGCCCUACCGGUCGUACGAGACUUUGGUAGAAAAAGUGACUCUGGCCAUCGACGAAACAGAGGGAUUCGGGCUACAAUAG